Molecule: messenger RNA, 339 nt
Organism: Eucalyptus grandis
Lineage: Eukaryota; Viridiplantae; Streptophyta; Magnoliopsida; Myrtales; Myrtaceae
Product: putative fasciclin-like arabinogalactan protein 20
Exons: 1
Coding region: 1-339 (112 amino acids)
Source: RefSeq, a predicted model, not a curated record
AUGACGUCCCCUCAAGUCUCCUCCCUCACCGUCUUCUCUCCCUCGGAUGACUCCUCCGCACAGUUCGGCCAGCCGCCACUGUCUCUCCUUCAAUUCCACUUCUCGCCCCAUACCUUGAGGUCGCUUCCUCGUGGGGCCAAGAUAUCCAUCAUGAACGCAAAUCAUUCUCUGACGGUCACCACCUCGCCAUCUGAUUAUCAGGUUGAGACAAACGGCGUCACGAUUGUCGGCUUGCCAGUGUUCAACGAUGGAAACUUGGUGGUCUUGGGGAUUGAGAUGUUCUUUCGAUCCAGAGUUCCAAACUUCGGCUCCAGUUCAGAGUCCAGUCCUUGGCCUUGA